Molecule: messenger RNA, 1356 nt
Organism: Didymosphaeria variabile
Lineage: Eukaryota; Fungi; Ascomycota; Dothideomycetes; Pleosporales; Didymosphaeriaceae
Exons: 2
Coding region: 1-1356 (451 amino acids)
Biological process (GO): sphingolipid biosynthetic process; inositol phosphoceramide metabolic process
Cellular component (GO): inositol phosphoceramide synthase complex
Molecular function (GO): inositol phosphoceramide synthase activity
Source: RefSeq, a predicted model, not a curated record
AUGGGUGUCGGGGCCUUUAUGGAGCCGCUGGUCGUCGUGACCUUGCUAUUCGGCGGCACAUGGGUCAACCGAAACACAAAGUACCGCAUAUUCGACCGUCGUAGAGACCACUCGAGCUCGCGAUCAACGUCGCCCGACAGCUCUGUCGAAUCUGGCCGCUCCAGUCCACGUUCCAGCGCAUCGCUGCUUGAUGGCUACCGAGCAUCUUCGCCGUCGUUGCUCACCGGUCAAGUACCACACUGGAGGAAACGCGAGAUACGGCUGCUCGGUUUCCGGGCCGAAGUGGUGUCGCCAAAUUCGCGGAGGUUUGAGGGGUACUUCUUGAGUCGGUUGCUCCAGAAGUUCCCAUUCCUCGUCGAGGCGUGGUAUUGGGCGUUGAUCUACUGGGUAUACCAGCUUGGGCGUGCUUUUACCGCUCUUACUCUCGUAGAAGAGACUGUCGACGUAGCCCGCCAACAUGCCCUUACCCUCAUCCAUGUUGAGCAGCGCCUCCAUAUUUUCCAUGAACUCGAUAUCCAGCAUUGGUUCCUGCAGCAUCCCUUCCUCAUGCACUGGACGAACCGCAUCUACUCCUUCAUCCACAUCCCAGGCACCAUCUUGUUCCUCGUCUGGCUCUUCUAUUAUACCACCACCCGCAAUCGCCUCGACCUCCCACUCCCCAACAAGCCUCUUGGCGAAGCAGACGGCUCACCCGCCGGCCCUCGCCUCUACGCCGCCCGUCGCCGCACCAUGGCCGUCUGCAACCUCCUCGCUUUCAUCGUCUUCACCCUCUGGCCAUGUAUGCCGCCGCGCCUCCUCUCCGAUCCCACCGUUUCCGGCUCUGUCGGCGAAGAAGCCCGCAGCUUCGGCUUCGUAGACACAGUACACGGUGCUGAGGGCGAAAGCAGCGUCUGGACGCAGAACAAAUUUUGCAAUCAGUAUGCUGCUAUGCCCUCGCUGCACUUUGGGUACUCCCUCCUCAUCGGCCUGACCAUCUGCUCUAUCCCGCUUGCGCCGCAACACCGCCGCUCCCGCUCUUUUGCCAUCCCACUACUUCGUUUGCGCCUUCGUAUGCUGUCGCCGCGCCGCUUCGCGUGCCUUGUCAUUGGUAUCGCGUACCCGACUAUCAUCCUCAUUGCCAUCAUCGCGACGGCGAACCACUUCAUUCUGGACGCUGUGGCGGGCGCAUGCGUCUGCGGUAUAGCGUGGACUGGAAAUCACGUACUCUUGAAUCUGCUCCCCGUGGAGGACUACUUCCUGUGGUGUGUGCGGAUCCAUAAGCCCGAGCGGCGGACCGUGUUGCUUGAUGGCGAGGAGGAGGAGGAGGAGACUUGGGGCCGCGAGACGGUAAGGGGAAAGGGAGCGCUGUUCAACUGA